CUCGAUGAAAAUAUAUAACCUUGCACAGCAAGAUGGAUUCUAGUGAUAUUUAUGAGUUCACAAACUCAUGAGAAUCUUGGUGCUCGCUGGUGCGUUAGGGCCUGACAGGUGGUGAGCGACUAAUCACAGAGAAGCAUUGAGCCUAAACCCCGGCCCUUGCGACACUCCCAUGGCCCUGAAGAGCUACACUUCAGGGAUGAAUUUGGUCAACCAAUCACAGUGCAGCUUGAAGAGAGAGGGCGGGGCCAGUACAGACCAAUGGAAGCUCAUUGGGAGAUGAGUCAGACUCAGAGGCCUUGCUACAGUGACCCCUACAUUCCCCCUGACCUUUACCCCUUUAUGUCACAUGACCAGUUUCCCACCCCCAGCUGUGUCCCCAGUGUGUCCUACAGCCUGGACCAAAUGGACCAGAUGGACCCCGAGUGGCUUCAGACUCAGUUCACGUGUCCCUGGCCUCCACCAGACCUCAGGCCUGAUCCCGCCAUGGAUCUGGACCAGGUUCAGCCUGGUCCUGGUCUGGUUCCAGACUUCCCCUGCAGUUCCUCUCAGUUCCUCAAAGGGAUACUGCUCUCAGAGGCAGAGACUGAUAUUGUGUCAUCGCUCCCAGGCCACACUCCUUCAUCCCGAGGCUCUUCUCCUUCAGACUCUUUGACAUCGUCUUUGACGUCAGAGCCCAGUGAUUCAGGCUUCCACAGUGUCAGCACUGCAGGUCCCGCCCCCAGAGCUGCAGGCCCCGCCCCUAGAGUUGUCGGCCCCUCUCCCGGACACCAUCGCCCGCAUCUUCAGAGAGGCCGCUGGGAACUGCAGUCAAUCCCUGAGAACUGGAGUCCUGCUCCUCAUUAUACACAUGAACAGUCGGACCAGAGGGGAUUCUGGGAGAUGCAGUCCAUCCCAGAGUCGGGGCCCAGGGCUAGCUGCAGCGUAGGCAACAGUACCACAACAACAGUCCACUUUCACCGUCCGGAACGCAGCCCCACGUCUCCACGGCAACACAGCCCCCGGUUACAGAGACAGCGCUCACCUGCGACCACACCCCUUGGCUGUCGCACCGAGCCCUGCCAGCGGAGAGCGCUCUGGCUGCAAGACGGAUCCAGAACUUUAACAGAACCAAACCGGAGCCAAACUUUCACAAAUCUGAGCCAGAAUCAGAACCAGCAUCGGAGGAGAGCCAGCCACCCCUGCACCCUCCAGGCUUCAGAGACCCGGACCUCCCAGAGCGGUCCAUCUGAGACCAGGUCUAACCAGGCCAGCACUGCACCGAGGAGGAGCCUAACCAGAACCAGCCAAUGGGAUCGGAGCUCGACCCAUGACAGACAAACCAGCUUAACCCAAGACCAAAACCAGGACUUCAACCAAAUCCCCCAAAACCCUUCUAUGUACAACCCCCAAAUCACAACCAGAUCCAGAGAGUCCUUGGAUCAAGCCUUCGUCAAACCUAACCGGACCAGAGAGCUUAGCCUGGACCAAAACCAUCACAGUCCUCUGACUCGGACCUCCCAGACUCUCAAAACUAGAUCCAACCGAGAGACCACACCUCAGUUUUACAGCACAGUCCAGUCCAGUCCCAGAUCGCCCAAUCAGAGGCCACUUCGAAGGCAUCGAGCUCCACGAUUGGUCCAUCAGAGGAGUGAUGUCACCACUGAUGAAGAGUUGUUCCCACCUCCCCAAGAUCGCCGCAGACCAGGUCACAAAACCCGGAUCAGAUCCUCCCAGAGUCGUUCUGGACCGGACCAGGAUCCACUCAUGGUCCUGAGAGACCAGAACCUGGACCGCAUCAGGACCAGGCAGAUUCUUGACGAGUGGACCACCAUUGAAGAGCUGCUGAGCCAUGGGACCAGAACAGAAAACAGGAGCAAGGGCUGGCCCAGUCCGCUCCUGUCUGUUACUACAGUCUGAUCAAACCAGAACAAGUACCAGAACCAGGACUGUCUACACCAGACCAGAACUAAGGCUAGAACCAGAGCCAAAACUGAAAACAUGGAAAAAGCACCUACAACCUGUGUUUACACAUAUCAGAUGAUGAUCAGAACCAAGUCCAAACCUCAUGUGGACCAGAAGAAGAUCUAAUACUGAUGAGAACUCUGUGACUGUUUCUAAAGGAGAGGAAACGGGUCCUGGACUAAACUGUGAAUAAAUAUGUGAAUACACACACUGUCAACCGAAAUUCAGAUUAAGAUUAACUACACUGCAAAAAAGAAAUACUUCUCCAUUAAUUCAAAUACAUCAUGAUUUUAGUAGUUUUUUAGUGUCCAAACUAAUCAAACCAAGACACAUUCUGCUUUCAGACAGGUGUAAAUAUUCAGGUAUUACUCUAGAUCAGAUGUGAGUGUGAAAGAGAAAAGUAAAGUUUGCCCAAAAGGCUCAGAGAUUCAUGUGAGCUAAGGAAAUAUAUGUUUUAACAGCAAUAUAGGCCUAUAUAUUUUUUAUCUAAUUAAAAUAAGAUUAAAUUAAAGGUCAGAAACAUUAGAACCACAUUCUAACCAGGUCAAAAUCUGAACCCAGGUUUGAUUCUGGAAUCAUUUGGGAACAUUUUUAUUUAUUUUAUGUAAUUCAUUUGGUGUGUGGCCAUUUUACUUGACCUGGAGCUGUCAAAUGCAUCUAUAUACGUAAUUUCCAUAACUAGCAGCACCACCUCCUCAGACCUCUCUCUUCUCCUCAUCUGGACGAAGAUGGCACUACAGCCUGAGAUUCUCUCAGUAGAGGAACCUCACCAUCACACUGUUUGUAUCUUGCAAAUUUUACUCCCAUCUUUAUGAAACAUGUAUUCUGUUUAUGAAAGAUCAAUUCUGUUUACUCCUACCAAAACACACACUGUACUCUUUGCACCUUAGAGUCUUAAUUUCUCGCUCUAAACCAGUAUUUUUGUGUUGCCAGUUCACAGUUGUUAAAGAUGACUGAGGUGAGAGUGUGGUCCAGCUCAUUCUUUCACUCGUUUCCAUCCGAGUGUCUCCAUGGCGACUGUCUGAGCGUCUCCACGGUGACCGCUGCAUCACAGUUUCCACAGCAACACUUUGACGACUCCAUCACUGUCGUCGUCAUUUAACCACCUCGUCAAUUCGGCAAGUUCACAAAAUCAUGACAGAAACACUAUUUAGCAGUUGUUUUACAGUUAACAGGAUCCAGGCUCAGCUCCGGUCCACUGCUCCCGAAAGGUGCAGAGGAUGAGGAGGAAUAUAACUGCACAGAAAAUCCAGAAACAAUAACACAGAGUACGAUAGUGUAUUUAAAAACUGUGUACAGUAUAGUGCUUAGAGGGAGCAGAUCUCACUCAGGACAGAAUACAGCUUUAUUUGAUGUUCCAGAUCAGCACUAAAAUGUCCCUUUACUGAUCCUUUGUGGCUGAAAAUAGUACCUUUGUGUCAGCUAGGAUAUGAAGCAAAAUGUUCUGCUGUUUGAGGCUGUUUGUGAACCUAACUCAACCUUUAUGUUGCUAACAAACUGUGGUAAAAUGAUGUACAGGCAUGCAGUGCAGGUAAUUACGCAUAAGAACAAAUUUAAUGUUUCAUCUCAACUGUACUGUAGUUAUUUACAACUUAUGGAGUCUAAUAAAUCACAAAUAUUAUGCUAGUAGUGGCAUCACAGUGACAGAGGAGCAGUUCAUAUCAGGAUGAAAAGGGUUUG
Messenger RNA from Boleophthalmus pectinirostris (great blue-spotted mudskipper), 3621 nucleotides. RefSeq lists its product as uncharacterized. The coding region runs from base 259 to 1896 and encodes 545 amino acids. The transcript has 5 exons. Lineage: Eukaryota; Metazoa; Chordata; Actinopteri; Gobiiformes; Gobiidae. The record is from RefSeq and is a predicted model, not a curated record.